This is a messenger RNA of Pelmatolapia mariae (spotted tilapia), 1593 nucleotides long. RefSeq names its product general transcription factor II-I repeat domain-containing protein 2-like. The record is from RefSeq and is a predicted model, not a curated record. The coding region runs from base 1 to 1593 and encodes 530 amino acids. The transcript has 3 exons. NCBI's taxonomy places the organism in Eukaryota, Metazoa, Chordata, Actinopteri, Cichliformes, Cichlidae.
AUGCGAACAGACAAAAUCUCAAAGCUAAAAAGUGGACUGUUAGCUCAGCAGACUGCAUUUGUACGCCAAACUCAGCUGAAUCAGUCAUCAGUUCGGGCCAGCUUUCGUGUUGCUCAACUAAUAGCAAGCUACGGUAAACCUUUCACUGAGGGAGAGUUUGUCAAGAAAUGUUUGAAUGUUGUCGUGGAGGAGGUGUGUCCCGAUAAGAAAGAUGUCUUUAAUGCUGUGAGUCUAUCGGCAAGCACAAUCACCAGACGCGUGGAAGAAAUAGGGGGUAAUGUAUAUGCCCAGCUGCAGCAAAAGACGAAAGAAUUUGACUUUUUUUCAUUAGCACUGGAUGAGAGCACGGACGUACAGGACACAGCGCAGCUUCUUAUUUUUAUUCGUGGAGUCAGCGCAAACUUUGAGAUGUGCGAGGAGCUGGCAGCCCUCCAAAGUCUGAAAGGCACUACGACGGGGGAGGAUAUUUUCAACAAAGUAUGUCAAACAAUGGAAGAGUUGGAUCUGGACUGGGCAAAGCUUGCUAGCAUCACGACUGACGGGGCUCCUUGUAUGGUGGGCGCAUCUCGGGGCCUAAUAGGACGUAUGAACCGCGAGAUGGAAGAACGGGAGCAAAUUGGACUUAAACACAGGCAGUUCCAACAAUUCCUGUCUGAACUGGAAUCUGCGUACGGAGAUGUGCUGUACUACACAGAGGUCCGAUGGUUGAGCCGCGGCAGAGUUUUGAGGCGUUUUUACGAGCUGCUACCCGAAAUUAAUGCAUUUCUUCAUUCAAAAGGCAAAACGGUCCCAGAGCUGAUCGACCCAGAAUGGAAGUGGCACCACGCAUUUUUAACAGACGUGACGGAAAUGCUGAACGGCCUUAACUUGCAGCUACAAGGCCAGGGGAAACUCAUUUGCGACAUGUAUUCCCACAUAAAAGCAUUUGAGUUGAAACUAGCGCUGCUUUUGGAACAAGUGAAAAAGCACAACUUCACCCAUCUCCCUGCUACCCAAAACCUUUCUGCAGAGAACCCAGCGGUCCUGUUCCCAGCUGAAAAGUGUGUGGAAGCACUGGAAAUGCUGAAGGCGGAAUUCAGUGUGCGAUUCCGUCAACUACAUGCUCAUGCAAAAGAAAUCCGUCUUUUCCAAAACCCCUUUGUUGCCGACAUCGAUGAAGCCCAGCCUUUUUAUCAGUUUGAGCUGGCCGAGUUACAGAACUGUGAUGUUCUGAAAGACGCAUUCAAGCCCAACAAUCUCGUUGACUUCUAUGCCGCCCUCCCAAAUGACCUGUACCCUAACAUAAAAAAACACGCAAUGAAGAUGUCCACACUUUUUGGCAGCACGUAUAUCUGCGAGCAAACCUUUUCACGCAUGAAACUCAUGAAAUCUCCGAUGAGAUCAAGAUUGACAGAUGAACAUCUGCAUCAGUGUUUGAGAGUGGCUGUGACUAGAAUGGAACCGGACAUUCAACUUCUCACCAGAUGCAGGACCAGAUGCAGGCCCACAGUUCACACUGAUGAACAUACAUACAUAAGAGGGAAGUUGAUGAGCGAGAGCAAACAGUGGUGUCUACUAGGCUACCCUACUGGAACCUGCAAAACUGGAUUAUAA